CCUGUACAUACUCCCAGUAAACUCACCCAAUACUUAGUAUCUCGCAUCUUGUAUCUUGUCACAUAUGUCCCUUCAACUGUCUAGUUUGUAAAAAGAAAAGGUAGAUCAGGAAAUAGAUUCUGAGCCGAAGUAAAUAGAUAAAAACAUGCUUUCCCAACCUAUCAACUUUCCUAAAUGGAUAGAAGAGAAUAAACAUUUAUUAAAACCACCUGUUGGUAACAAACUUCUAUUUCGAGGAGAAAACUUUCUCACAAUGAUCGUCGGAGGUCCUAACACCCGUGUUGAUUUUCAUGUGAAUACUACUGAAGAAUGGUUUUAUCAAUAUAAAGGAACUAUGGUAUUAAAAGUUGUUGAAGAGGGACAGAUCAAAGAUAUUAUUAUUGAAGAAGGUGAUAUGUUUUUAUUACCUGCUAACACACCUCAUUCUCCUCGUAGGGUAGAAAAUACAAUUGGGAUAGUGAUGGAAAUGGUACGACCUGGUGAAGCCAUCGACACAAUGCAAUGGUAUUGUCCAAACACAUCCCACACCUCAUUAGUAAUGAUAAAACAAGUUCAAUUUCAUUGUUCAGAUCUUGAAACUCAAUUGAAACCAGUGAUAAACUCUUGGAUGGAAGAUGAAGAAGGAAGGAGAUGUAAAGAAUGUGGAGAGAUAGCUCCUUCGAAACCUUGAUUCACUCUUUGAUGACAAGUGGUUUUAGUGGUCGUUAUCUCUUUGUUUUGUCAUUCAGGAAAUUUGUCGAUUUAUCCCUCUGUCUUCUGUCUUCUAUCAAAUAUGUCGAUCUGUCCACCUGUCUUCUGUCAUCUACGAAGUAUGUCGAUCUAUUCCCCUGUCUUCUGUCAUCUACGGAAAAUGUCGUCGAUUCAUCUCCCCGUCAUCUGUCGGUGCCACCAUGUCAACCUGUCGUUCAUCUACAACUCCUGUCAUCUAUCAAUCGUCAUUGUCGAAAUACAUCAACAUGGCCUCUACUCAGUAUUGUCUUUCAACAGUAGAGUAGACAAUUGAUGCAUAUACUGUACUUCUU
Messenger RNA from Tremella mesenterica DSM 1558, 1022 nucleotides. RefSeq lists its product as uncharacterized. Gene Ontology annotation, molecular function: 3-hydroxyanthranilate 3,4-dioxygenase activity; iron ion binding. Gene Ontology annotation, biological process: quinolinate metabolic process; 'de novo' NAD+ biosynthetic process from L-tryptophan. The record is from RefSeq and is a predicted model, not a curated record. The transcript has 4 exons. Gene Ontology annotation, cellular component: cytoplasm. Bases 146 to 670 code for a protein of 174 amino acids. NCBI's taxonomy places the organism in Eukaryota, Fungi, Basidiomycota, Tremellomycetes, Tremellales, Tremellaceae.